UGUUAUCGCCAGAGGAGAGCAUCGAUUUACGUCGUCCAUGACCCAUUCGCUAUUGACGUUGACACUUGCUUCACCGUUGAAAUAUUAUACAAAAGGGGUGUUUCCGAAGCAAUAUCAUAUAAUUCAGGCACAGUCCCAUCUUCAUCGGCAUUCCAACAAGAUCACACAAUGGACGGUUUUGCUGAUAACUUCACCAAUGACAAUGAGGUUGACCCAGCUGCCGAGUUCUUAGCUCGAGAGCAAGAUCAACUGGCCGGCCUCGAGGAUGAAAUCCCUCCAGUGGUCAUGAACACACCGGUAGCAGCUCCUGCUGUAGCUGACGAUGAUUUGUCUGGAAACUUUGAAAAUAUGACAGUCGAGUCAGGUGGAAAUGGCACCGGAAGUUUCGAGAUGAUAAAUACCAUCGAGCAGCCAACUGAUUCAGAGUUUUCAGCCUCAGAGGCACCACCAACUCUAUCACUUCCCAGGGAGGAGCCGGAGAAGAUCAAGAAGUGGAGGGAGGAACAGGCAGCUCGACUCGAGGAGAAAGAUGCUGAAGAAGAAAAGAAAAAGGAAGAAUGGAGAGAAGCUGCCAAGAAAGAACUGGAGGAAUGGUACAAACAUCACGCCGAGACAACUAGUAAAACGAAGGCCACAAACAGGGAAUCAGCCAAGAACGCCGAGAAGCAGUUUGUCGCUGAGGCUGACGACGUGGAGCCUGGUACCGAGUGGGAGCGCAUCGCCAAACUCUGCGAUUUCAAUCCAAAGUCAUCGAGGACAUCCAAGGACGUGUCCAGAAUGCGCUCAAUAAUUCUUCAGUUGAAGCAGACACCACCACCAACCACGUCCAUCAAUGCUUGAGCAAAUUAAUUAUUGUUGGGGAAGUACCGAAUUCAUAUUGACGAAUAAAAACCAUAAGAUAAAUUCAUAAAUUAUCGUAUGCACUGGGAAAAUUGUGACGCUUCCAUGUGCGUUGAUUGAGAUCACGUGUAAUGUUAUUGUGAAUAAAGUUUACGGAUGAAAUUAGAAA
Messenger RNA from Diachasmimorpha longicaudata, 1009 nucleotides. It is a transcript of the gene Clc, whose product is annotated as clathrin light chain. Lineage: Eukaryota; Metazoa; Arthropoda; Insecta; Hymenoptera; Braconidae. The coding region runs from base 169 to 840 and encodes 223 amino acids. The transcript has 7 exons. Gene Ontology annotation, biological process: intracellular protein transport; clathrin-dependent endocytosis. The record is from RefSeq and is a predicted model, not a curated record. Gene Ontology annotation, molecular function: clathrin heavy chain binding; structural molecule activity. Gene Ontology annotation, cellular component: clathrin coat of coated pit; postsynaptic endocytic zone cytoplasmic component; synaptic vesicle membrane.